Messenger RNA from Nematostella vectensis (starlet sea anemone), 1940 nucleotides. RefSeq names its product anaphase-promoting complex subunit 16. Lineage: Eukaryota; Metazoa; Cnidaria; Anthozoa; Actiniaria; Edwardsiidae. The transcript is spliced from 3 exons. Gene Ontology annotation, cellular component: anaphase-promoting complex. The record is from RefSeq and is a predicted model, not a curated record. Gene Ontology annotation, biological process: protein ubiquitination. The coding region runs from base 47 to 316 and encodes 89 amino acids.
CGGAUAACAGUAAAGCGCAUGCUCCUUGUGCUGUAUAGUUUUAAAAAUGGCGGCGGCAAAGAAGAAAGUUGCUGCUGGUGAUGGUUUGAGAAAAGCUCUCUUCCAGUCACCGAUGACAGAGGAAGAGAACGCUACGGAUAAAACUACCGAGGCUCUAUUGAACAAGUUGCAAGUAGAAAUUGAGGUGGACAACAACCUGACAUCACUAGACAAAGAAAUGCAUGAGCAAAGGUUAUCAAAGCUACGUAAGGAGCUUGAUCACAACAGUCAGGAUGAGUGGAAAUACAAACCAAUUGAGCAAAUCAUUAGAUUCUGAGAAGAAGAAUAGCAUUCUCCUUGUAUAUAAAGGACAGCAUGAGGAUGACAAGGAUAAAGAAGAAGGAAGUGGAUUAGGAAUGUGAAGCAAAUCAGAUUCGUACAAGUGUACCGUCUCCUCAGAGGGGUGACUUAGGAAAGUGGUAGACAAUAUCUUCUCUCUACAUAGAGUAGGUGCAUACAUAGGGGGUAUGAAGGCUGCCAAAAAGUUGGUCAUUUCUUAUAGAAGGAUCAUCAACCAUGUGCAUACAUAGGGGGUGUGCAAGCUGCCAAAAAGUUGGUCAUUUCUUAUAGAAGGAUCAUCAACCAUGUGCAUACAUAGGGGGUAUGAAGGCUGCCAAAAAGUUGGUCAUUUCUUAUAGAAGGAUCAUCAACCAUGUGCAUACAUAGGGGGUAUGAAGGCUGCCAAAAAGUUGGUCAUUUCUUAUAGAAGGAUCAUCAACCAUGUUCAUACAUAGGGGGUGUGCAAGCUGCCAAAAAGUUGGUCAUUUCUUAUAGAAGGAUCAUCAACCAUGUGCAUACAUAGGGGGUGUGCAGGCUGCCAAAAAGUUGGUCAUUUCUUAUAGAAGGAUCAUCAACCAACCACAGACAAAAAAGUUGUAUGCCUCCAUACUCUUCCAGGCUUUCAUCUGUUUGGCCGUGUAGAAUGAUGUCUGGACAAAGAGGUAGUUCGAGAUAUCAGGGAACUUGACUUUGGGGAAUUUAUCUAAAACCAUCGCACAAUCUUUCUUCUUUAAUGUGUAGGGGUCGAUCCCUUGACACAAUACAACUUUUUCUACAGUAUUGUUCCUUCACAUUUGGCUCUAAGCUUUCAGCAUACUCUGAGAGAAUCAAAUUGUGUGCUUGCACAACGGCGGCCAUGUUGGUUUGUUUGACCACUGCGCAUAAACCGGAAGUGAACGCACACAAAAAAGUCACGUGACUGAAUCUCAACAAAUCCUUGGUAUGACCCUGUAGAGGUGACAUUACUUAAGUAACACACACGAUGAGAGAGAAGGUCUGAAUAUGUAGAUCCAAAGAGCAGUGGCAAUGAGAAAAGAAAAAGAAUAUCAUCAAGAGGUUUUUUUAUGACCAUGACGGGCAUUUGAAAUGUUUUUGGUGUCUCAUGGCAUAUACUUGAAAAUAAAUAUUUUGGGAUUGUUUUUUGUGAAUAUUGUAAAUAUGGAUACAGUUUGUGUACAAUAAUUUUUGAACAUUUUCAAUUUCUUACCUUUCGUGCUUCUUUAUUUCAAUACAUUUUGUGAAUAUUUGUUAAGUUUCUAAUUUGUGUGGUGUACAAGCACCAGUUAAAAAAAAGUCAUCAACAAUUUUUUUAUUCUUCCAUCAUUCUAUAAUAUUCAAACUUGAAACAAUAGAGCUGAAAAAAGUGUUAAUGAACAAAAAAUAAAUAGGCUCGAUCUUCUUUUGUGAUAACGAGUCUUAAGACGUAGGAAAUGUGGGAAUAACCUCUAAAGUAUCUCAGGACGUGAUUAGAGUUAGUUUCCUCCACAGCCACAGUGGGGCCUAGGUCAUUGAAUGCCCCCACCCUCUCCCCUUCAACUAGAUAAGUGUGAUGUGAAGUGAUAUUAAUAAACUGUAAAUACAGCACAUAUGUUGCAUAUAAUAAAGUUAAAAGCCAUACAAAA